Messenger RNA from Diaporthe batatas, 1026 nucleotides. RefSeq lists its product as uncharacterized. Bases 1 to 1026 code for a protein of 341 amino acids. NCBI's taxonomy places the organism in Eukaryota, Fungi, Ascomycota, Sordariomycetes, Diaporthales, Diaporthaceae. The record is from RefSeq and is a predicted model, not a curated record. The transcript has 2 exons.
AUGGAUCCAUUCAGUGCCAUCGGCCUCGCCGGUAACAUUGUCGGGUUCCUCGACUUUGGCUUCAAGCUUCUCGCCAAGGCCAGAGAAAUCCAAGCUUCAAGUAGUGGCGCGGCCGCUGCGAAUGAAAGCCUAGUUUCCCUCACACAGCGCUUUCAGCAGGUGACUGCGAGCCUGCGAGCGCAGAAGGUCACAGGUGCUGCGGCCGGAGAGGAGCUUGCCAUCCAGGAACUGGCGGCUGAAUGCGAUGGUGUGGCCAUCGAGCUCCUAGAGCUGGUCCACGGUCUGCGAGCUCGAACUCCAAGGUCUAAACGCGAGAGCCUGCGCGCCGCCUUUCGGGAGUGGCGCAAAGGGGAUCAGAAAGAUGAGUUAGCGCUCAGGUUGGACAGUUGCCGGUCGCACCUACACUUGCAACUAACCAGCCUGAUGAGUCCAGGGACUGCGCGGUCCAGGGGCUCGUCUCAAGAUGAUGGAUGGAUCGGGUCUCCUCAGGCACACUCGGCCACACUGAGCAUUGGGCAUGAUUGUGGCAGCACCGGAAAGAAUGUGUCGAUGGACGAUACAGGCGACUCAGUCAGCCAUGAAGAUGACGAGUGCUCAUCGAUCGCGAGCUAUAUCGACUUUGAGCACGUGACUUCCGCCGAUCAGAUGUCCACCUUUUCGGCGAGCCAAAUAUCUCAGUCACCCAGUCCAUCACCACCUAUUCCGGCACGUCAGCCAGGGCCGUUCUCGCCUUCUCGCUCCAAGGACGUCCCCGAUGAGUUAUGGCGAGUGAUGAAAAAGGCUCGUGAUGACUUCAUCGCCUGGCUGGAACACGACCACGGAAUCUUUCACAUCUCCGGGAAACCGGGAUCGGGCAAAUCCACGCUCAUGAAAUACCUCUACAAACACAACAGGACCAUGAAUCAUCUAAGGACUUGGGCAGGCGACGAGAAUCUCUCAAUUGGGGAUUCUUUUUCUGGCGACCCGGCUCGACACUCCAGAAGAGCAUCAGGGGGCUGGUUCGUGGCUUGUUGCACGCCGUGUUAG